Molecule: messenger RNA, 7942 nt
Organism: Lytechinus variegatus (green sea urchin)
Lineage: Eukaryota; Metazoa; Echinodermata; Echinoidea; Temnopleuroida; Toxopneustidae
Product: dystrophin-like
Exons: 22
Coding region: 861-3971 (1036 amino acids)
Biological process (GO): synaptic signaling
Cellular component (GO): plasma membrane
Molecular function (GO): zinc ion binding; protein binding
Source: RefSeq, a predicted model, not a curated record
UGUUUUAAUCUGGUCCUGUCAUUGGAGUCCCUUAGGCCUAUACUUUUCUACAAAUCAACAGAAUGAAAACGCCUUUCUCUGAGUCAGUGAAGACCAAUAUCUGAUGCUAGUUGGUUUUGCCUUGCCUGAUUUCUAUAGGGUAUAAAGGUGAUGUCAUAUGUUUUGUUACAACCUUGUGAUGGUUCCAAGUAAGGAUUCCUCGCACCAGGCAUACAUUGGUGGGUAACAGCCAGGAACUUGCUUUUUUAGCAACCAACGCAAUCAAAGACAUUAAGUCCAUCUGUAAUUUGUUCAGAAUCUGUUGUCAUUUGGUCAUGACAAGCUGUGACAUCACACUCCUGUAGUCAGAGUAGUCAAUAAAUUAUUUUUGGAUUUUAAUUGCUUAGAAAUCAGAGGUAUGAUGUUUCCUUGAGGGACUCACCAUUGCCUUAUCAUAAAGAACAACUAGACUGACUUUUGGACCCAACAGAAACAAGACCAUCGCUCUCUGUAUAUACACACACAGUAUUAUCUCAUCCCUUCAGGAAUGUAUUGUAAACAUUUGUAAAGCCUUGGAAGAAUGGACAUUCUGAUGAAAAACAACAGGAUUAAAGUUUCUUGAUUUCCAUCGUGAGGAUUAUAUGACAUGCACAGUCAUUCGGAUGGAACAUGCUGGUUACUGAACAUCCAAAAUAGAUAGUGUGUCUUGUGUGACUUUAUGAAACAGUUGAGACUCUGGACACGUCAAAACUGCACUCUUUAGCCCUCUCAAGCUCGGAAAUUAAUUGGAAUAUAUCAAUCAGGAGCUUCUUGCGUGGAUUCUGGAAAAACCGAGAGAAACUUGUUGAGUUUAGAGACCCUCUCGUUCAAGUCUGUCCUCCAUGCCAACUGUCAGACAAGGAAUGGAUAUCGAGUGGGAAUGGGAGAUUGUUGAUACGGAUGAGAUCGGCAAAUGGGAUCUCCAAGCCGAGAUCGAAGCCCACCAUAGCAUCCUAUCGUCCCUGAAUCAGAGCGGAGUGAAAGCCGUCCAGGAUGCAGACAGCUCGGAGGAAUCCCAGACGAUUCAGAAGAGACUAGACGGUGUCAAUCACAGAUGGACCAAGAUACAGGAUAGAUCCGCUGAAAUUAGGAAACGUCUUGAAGCAAACGCCGAGGAGUGGAACAGCCUCGUGAGGGCGACAGACGAUCUGAUCAGGUGGAUAAGACUGAAAGACGACGAUCUAGUCAAGCGGCAGCCGGUGGGAGGAGAUUAUAAUUCCAUUCAGCAACAGAUCUCUGAUCACAAGGCGUAUAGGCAGCAGCUUGAGGAGAAGCAAUCAUCCGUUGAACGGAACUUACAAAUGGGUAGCCUUUAUCUUGCCGAACAGAGAGAUUUGGAUUUGCUGACAGAGAAUGCCGUAAGUGGUCCAGAGGCCGAGGCUCAUAACAUCGUUCAUAAACUGAAAGACAGCGUGACCGAUCUUCAAGACAGCUGGAACAAACUCAAUAUCAAGUCGGAAAAUUGGCAACAUAAACUAGACGAGAUGUCGACAAAAAUGUUAGCCCUGCAUCAAGCCAUGGACAAGCUUAGUGGUCGUCUUCAUGAGGCUGAAGCUACGAGAUCAAGAUGGCUACCAGUGGGUGACCUUAUCAUCGAUAGCCUACCGCAGCAUCUAGCUGAACUUAAGAGCUUCCAGGAUUACUACAGUCCAAUCCACGAUGACUUGGAGAAGGUGACCCAGAUGGCUGGCCACUUUCCUGCACAGCAGGUCAGUCUCAGUACCGUUAACCAGGGAAGGCUUGAGGACAUUGUUCGAAGAUGGAAAACCUUGCAGCUGGCCAUCGACGAGAGGGCGAGGCUACUCAACGAGGCUCUUAGAGACUUUGGGCCGCAAUCGCAACACUUCCUUAGAGCUUCUGUGCAACAUCCAUGGGAAAGGGCAGUAGCAGCAAAUAAGGUGCCAUAUUUUAUCAACCAUGCUACAGAGACUACCCACUGGGAUCACCCUCGUAUGACGGAACUCUUUCACUCGCUGUCAGACCUCAAUGCUGUCAAGUUCUCAGCGUACAGGACAGGCAUGAAGCUAAGAAGGUUACAAAAAUCAUUAUGCUUAUACCUCCUAAAUCUGGCGAGUGCCGACUCAAUCUUCACCCAACACGAGCUGGUAUCCGGCAACGACCGAACCCUCGAUGUAACAGAGAUCAUCACCUGCCUAGCGACGGUUUACGAGAACCUAGCAAUGGAUCACCCAGGGAUGGUUAACGUACCUCAAUGUGUUGAUAUGUGCCUCAAUUGGUUACUCAAUGUCUAUGACACGGUAAGGAGUGGGAGGAUACGAGUAUUAGCCUUCAAGGUCGGUGUCGUCAUGCUCUGCAACGCUCACCUCGAGGACAAGUACCGUUUCAUCUGCCGUUUCGUGGCGGAUAAGAACGGCAUGAUAGAUCAGAGAGGGCUUGGUCUCCUCUUGCACGACUGCGUCCAGAUCCCAAGGCAGCUAGGGGAGGUCGCGUCGUUUGGUGGAAGCAAUAUUGAACCCAGCGUCAGGAGCUGCUUCAACAUGACCGGAAGCAAACCUCUGAUCGAACCAGCCCAGUUCCUGGCCUGGAUGAAGUUGGAACCCCAGUCGAUGGUCUGGAUGCCGGUCUUGCAUCGGGUGGCGGCGUCGGAGACGGCCAAGCACCAAGCCAAGUGUAACAUAUGCAAAGAGUGUCCCAUCGUGGGCCUCAGGUAUCGCUGCCUCAAAUGCUUCAACUUUGACCUUUGUCAGAGCUGUUUUUUCUCUGGUAGGAAAGCAAAGACACAUAAACUCUCACAUCCCAUGCAGGAAUACUGUACAACAACGACCUCGGGUGAAGAUGUGAGAGACUUUGCCAAAGUGGUUCGGAACAAGUUCAAAUCGAAGCGGUACUACCGAAAACACCCCCGUGUGGGUUAUCUCCCUGUCCAGUCAGUUCUAGAAGGCGAUGACUUAGAAUCUCCCAUCACAACUCCCCAACACAUGGCCAAUCAGGAUACACAUACAAGGCUGGAGCUCUAUGCUAACAGGUUAGCAGAGGUCGAAAGCCAAGGAACGUUAAACUCUGUACCUACCGACCUCGAGGAUGAGCAUCAGUUGAUAGCCCACUACUGUCAUAGCCUUGGUGGCGAUGUUUCUACAGUGCCUAAUAGUCCAGCCCAGAUUGUGGUAUCCAUCGAUGCUGAACAUAGACCCGACUUAGAGUCCCAAAUUAAUGAACUGGAAGAUGAAAACAGAACGUUAUUAUCAGAGCUUGAAACGCUGAAAGCUCUAAGAACGGAAGACGUGAAGAGGGCGGCAGAGCUAGCGGCGUCGUCGGGCGACGAGAGGUCAUCCGGGAGGUCACCGGGCAGGGAUGCGGAGCUCGUCGCCGAAGCCAAGUUGCUACGGCAACACAAGGGGAGGCUAGAAGCAAGGAUGCAAAUAUUGGAAGAUCAUAACCGUCAGCUCGAAGCUCAGCUACAAAGGCUGAGACAGUUAUUAGAACAGCCGCAAGACAAAAGCGCAUCCCAAGUGUCCUCGUCGAAGACCACACCCGCAGUCUCGCCAACCUCUUCCAUAAGCUCCGCCUCUAAACCAAUCAGAAUACACCAUCCUGUUGCCGUAGAAGCCAGAACGAAUGGCGGUACAAGUGACUAUGAUAGUGAUAUGGCAGUCGAGGAGCAGAACAGUCACCCGUCUCCUCACACCCCACCCCACCUGAAAGAUGACCCCACCCCUAGGGAGCACCAACCCAACGGUAGGGACCACCACCACCAUCAUCAUCACCUCCACCAGGGCGGGGCAGCUAACGGGGUCCCAGCCAAGGGAAAGGUUGACCUUGACAAAGUCAUUCAAGAACUCAAUAACUUUCCUGACGGGACCAAGAAUGGAAGUGCUGGCCAAAACAGUGUAGGUAGUCUUCUCCACAUGGCGGAUAACAUCGGCAAGGCGGUCGGGACCCUCGUCACCGUCAUGACGGACGAGGAACAGAGCGAUAAGGAAAGCGAGGCAUAGCCAAUCACACGCUUCUCUCCGUUCAAAUCAUUACAAAUUCAACCAAUGAGGGGUCUUCCAUGAUGAACAUAAUUUGCAUAAUCCAUUCUAUAUAUAUAUAUAUAGAGAGAGAGAGACAGUGCAGUGUGCAUUGCCAGUGAGAGGGAGCGGAGGGGGGGGGGAAUGUUGCUCCCCUCUCUCCAUCCUAUGAAUUCCUCACGUUUAUGAGGACGUGUCCAAACCUUUUUUCUGGUAUGUGAUUGUAUCAUAUGACUUGACUUCAGUUGAUAUCUGUUAGAUCAAUUUCCCUGAUUCAUGAUAAUAUGAAUGUGACGUGAUUUUUAUCAAAGGAAAAAGUCUCAUUUCCAGGGGAUGUUAGCUAUUUAUGGCGGCAAGUAACAAAACAGAUUUUUUAGACACGAUAUACAAAGGAUUUUAUCAAUAAUCGCCAUUUUCGAGAAAUAACUUUCCCCGGCUUAUUGUUUGAUCUAUGCAUGCUGCAGUUUUAUGUCGUCUUUUCCCAUCAUGCAAUUGUGUUUAUGUUCAAGAUAAUCUUUUCGGUUUUGUCGAGUCUUUUUGUUUAUUUUGGAGUUAGUUUCUUGUAGAUGGUUUAUUAGGACCAAAGACAAAUUAUACAUUGCAGGGAAUGAGGGACUCAAUUUGACAUGAGUUUUGUGUAGAUGUUAAACUGGUGCUAUUAUCAAGGAAUUUAUGUGCAUAUAUAGAGACAAGCUGAGUUGUGUCGCUACACCGCAUGCUUAAAUAAUCUUCCCGGUCCGGGAACACAAAGGUUAGCAAUUGAUCGUAAAGAUAUUCUUCUAUAAUGAUUGCUAUGCUUUGUGUUACGGGCCCUUGGUGAUACAGAAGCUGCUGUAAUGAAAGAUUAUUAUUAAAGAAAUAUAAACCCUUUGUUCCUAUCAGUUAUUAUGAAUAUGUAAAGUGGACUUUGACAUCGUGAGUAUAACGAUUUGCCUUGGCCUGGCUGCUGUCCAUUGCACAAGCAAUCUGUGCUUUUCAUAAAACGUGCCAUCAACGUUCAUUAUUGUGAGUGGCUAGUGGGUCGACCACUUUUUUUCUAAAGACAUCCGAAAUCGCACGGGCUGCGAGUGAAAAUUUUAAAGAUAAAGAAAUAUUUGAUUGAUCAGUGGAUCCAAAGCAAAAUUCUGAUUUCUUGGAUAAAUUAGUAUAAUCAUAGAAAUAAAAUAAAAAAUUGCAAUGCAGUUUCGUACACUAUGCCUUGUAGGGUUAAAAUUAGACAUGAAUAUUAUGCACGGGGCUGCAUUUAAAAAAAUGACUCCAGGUAGUUCAUGGAUCAAAUGAAUAAUGAUUAACCUGAAGAACUUAGGCCUACAUAUAAUAUAGGAUUCAUAUAGCGCACGUAUCCACUUUGUUAGGCGCUCAAGGCACUCCUAUAUUACCCUGGCUCUGCUACAUGUAGUCUACCUAUUCAGGUGUGCACAGCUUUUUGAGGAAUUACUUCCUGCCGUACCCAAUUUACCUCACCUGGGUUGAGUGCAGCUCAAUGUGGGUAAAUUUCUUGCUGAAGGAAAACACGCCAUGGCUGCGAAUCAAACCCACGUCCCUCAGAUUGAAAGACGAGAGUCUUAACCACUAGACCACGACACUCCCACUCAUAUUGUUAAUUAGGGCUGAUUAUUUUAUGUAUGAAAUAUACAAUGCAUUCUACCCACUUCGUAUCAAAAGUUGUGUAAAUUUCGAUGACGUAAAGUACUACUGGAAUGUUUCUGGAUUCCACACAUUGUUGUAUGAUUGCAUUAUGCUUCCUCCUUUAUUUUAUUUCAUGAUUAUGUUUCAUUAUGUUCAUGUCUUCAAUGUAGUUUAUACAUCAUCAUAUUAUUAUUAUAUUCUUGAUCCAUCGAUAUCUUCCUUCUGCCUAAAGCUUGUAUUAUAGUUCUUUUUUUUACAUAUAUCUAGUUGGUUGUGUCAUAGUGAAUUCAUGCUAAAAUCAUCUUCUCAAAAUUGAAUGAAAUCAUUUUUUUUCAGAUGUUUGAAUCAUAUUAUUAGAUUUUAUUUUGCUUCAUUGCUGAUACAAUCAAUUAUGAUUGUUCCACAUUUUGAAUCAUAAUAUUGCCAUUAAAUUCAGUUUAUAAACCGUCAAUUUGAUAUUUAUUCAUUUGUUCGUGUUCAUUUUUUUCUAGCUACAAUUAUUUUUUGUGUUAGCUAUAAUUCCUUUCCUAAAGAAAGGAAUGUAUUUUUAUAUUUUGUUUUGCACAGAUUUUCUUUACAAACGGAGGAAUGGAUUGGAUUUUGUUAAUUUCAUAAUACACAUUUUCCAGUAGUAUUUGGGAUUGUGUGCUAAUGGUUAUCCCUUCUAUGUUGAAUCCAAAAAUGUGUGCUUAUAAGAAAAAUAUAUUGUCUGUUUUCAUCAAACUUAAUUGUUUUGGAUUGUUUUUUCUUUCAUUAAAGAUGUGUCUUUAUUUUUUUCACCCGUUACUCCUCAGUAUAUAUUCCUUCAAAAGAAGAAAAAUCAAUUUUAGUGAUAAUUUUCAACCUUUCUUUUUUUCUGCUUUAUUGUGAAACAAAAUGACAUAACGAUGGGCUCGUAUGGGGGGGUCGAAAUUUGUUAUGAAAUAUAUCAAGCAUACACAUCUCUUUAAUGGGGGGAUUUCAGUAUUAAUAUGUAUUAACAUAAAGUGUAAGUAUUCACUUCGAGUAUAGCCAGUAUUUAAAGAAACAACAUAUUUUUAAUACAAUUAUCUUGGUCAUUUUGAUGUUACCAACUGAUUUUGACAUUGAAUGGUUUUCAUGCUUAUAGUUCUGCUAAUUUUUUGGGGGGCCACGAUACACAAAAUUCUGAUUUUUUUUAUGGACACCUGUGAUUUAAAAGUGCACUUCCAAUUUGCUACUUAAUUAAGAUGUAGAAUUUGUGAGAGAUAUAUAAUUAAUGAAUUAAUACUCUGCAUGGCAAUGUAUAUAAAGUUAUGCAGUAUUUUACAAUAAUAGAGAAAUCUGGUCACAAUUUACAAAGAUUCAAUGUCUAUUUUGGCUUUGUAAAUGGUCAAAAGCUUGUAAAUUUGUGAUGAAUUAAUGUGAGAGUAUUUAUUUAUCCCUCUUUUUUCAACGAACUGAAUUAGUAUUUGAAAACUCAACAUUGAGGUGCCAAAAAUUAACAUUUAUUUAAAUAAAAAUAAAUGGAAUGAGAAUAACAUACUUGGAAGUCAAUUCAGUAUUUUCUCCAACAAUUUUGAGGAAAGGUUUUUUAUGUUUAGAAAUAUAUGGCUGUUUAGAAAGUAUUCAUUGUAGAAGACGUUUGGAAGGAAGGUGUCUUCCCCUUUUCAUCCAGAUUUUAUUAAUGGAUGAUUAAUAUUUCAGAACAGAACAAGUUCAUUUAGAAGGUGAUUGGGUGUUUGAUAGCUUAUUAAUGUGUUUAAUAAAGAUGUCAUUUUGAUCGCAAAUGCCACAUCUUAAAUUGAUUUUUCUCUCUUCAAAAAUUAUCAAACUAUUGUUGAAUUUUCUCUGUAAAUAUAUGUUGAUUUCCUUCUUGUUAAGCUCGACACAAAUCAUGAAACAAAUUACUUUGUCUUUUAUAUUAUGAAGUCAUAUUUUGUACUAGACUUCGACGUUUGUGGUCAUGUAGAAAAGACUUUGUGGUAUGGUCAACUCGUCACAAUCACCUUUUAUGCACUAUUAUCCAUCUUGAUUUUCAAAUCAUUGGAAAAUAAGAGGGAUGAAUGAUGAAAAAAUUACCUGAUAAUAGCUGAUUCAUGAGCAUCUGUUUAUUACAUAGUUUUGAUUAAAUCAUGAAUUGACUGUAAAUGAGGCUAUGCCUUGUAUAUGUUAUUUUGCAACCAUGUUCAUUUUUUUUUAUAAUACCAAGAUUUCCCUUAUAUGUGAGUAUGAUUGAUUAUGUAUUUCGGCGUUGGAUCUAGUUUUCACUGUAUUUUAUCUUCACUAUCGCUUGAAUUCCCAUUGUAUCAAGUUACUGUGGUCGUACAUGAUUAUAAUAUUAAAUUAAUCAUUAUGCAAUACAA